This is a messenger RNA of Didymosphaeria variabile, 1284 nucleotides long. RefSeq lists its product as uncharacterized. Gene Ontology annotation, cellular component: cytoplasm. Gene Ontology annotation, molecular function: ethanolamine kinase activity; choline kinase activity. Gene Ontology annotation, biological process: phosphatidylcholine biosynthetic process; phosphatidylethanolamine biosynthetic process. The record is from RefSeq and is a predicted model, not a curated record. The coding region runs from base 1 to 1284 and encodes 427 amino acids. The transcript is spliced from 3 exons. NCBI's taxonomy places the organism in Eukaryota, Fungi, Ascomycota, Dothideomycetes, Pleosporales, Didymosphaeriaceae.
AUGGCGAGCGAAAACGCACUGAUCGACCCCUACGAAUCGAUACGAUACAUACCAGCGCGCUACGACUACGAAGACUCCGACAACUCGGCCUUGAACCUCAUACUCACACUUCGGCCAGAAUGGCGCGAAUCUAAGGACGCAGUCGAAUUCGUGCGUUUUACAGACGGCAUCACGAACACACUUCUGAAGGCGAUCAACAAGCAGCCGGGGCUUUCCCAAGCACAAAUCGACGGCGAAGCGAUCUUAUUGCGGGCGUACGGCAAAGAUACCGAAGUCCUAAUAGACCGCAAAAAGGAAACACGGUCGCAUUGUCUGCUUGCCCGUCACGGCCUUGCACCAGCGUUGCUCGCUCGCUUCGACAACGGUCUCCUAUAUAAAUACCUACAAGGCAGCGUCUGCUCACCCGCAGACUUGCGCAAGCCGGAAGUAUGGCGCGGGGUAGCACAAAGGCUCGGGGAAUGGCAUUCCACAUUACCUAUAGCGAGUAUCAGCACAACAUGUCCCACACCCACUCAGAUCGCCCCCUCCAGAACCAAACGUGCUUCACUUGUGGCAAUGGCAGAUUUGACGCCAGGCAAACCGAUCCCGAAUAUCUGGACCACGAUGCAGCGAUGGAUCCUCGAGUUGCCCAUAAGCACCACACAACAAUUCGAGCGCCGGACCCUCCUGCAGAAAGAAUUACAAUGGCUUGUUGCCCGUCUGGGUGAUACACCUGGUGUUGGUGGCACAAACCCCUUCGUAUUCGCCCAUUGCGACCUCUUAAGCGGAAAUGUCAUCAUUGAACCCACGCCCUCGUCUGCGUCGGCUUCGCGCCGUUCCAGCGCGUCUGGUGGUUCAGAAGAAAACGAACCGCCGGCCACCGUGUCGUUCAUUGACUACGAGUACGCCACGCCGGCACCAGCCUCAUUUGACAUCGCGAACCACUUUGCCGAAUGGGGCGGCUUCGACUGCGACUUCACCGUCUUGCCCACGCGCCAUGUCCGCCGAGCUUUCCUGCGCGAGUACCUGUACAGUUUCAGCAUGCAUAUGAACCGUGCAUUUAAGGAGUCUGAGCUAGACGAGUUGUUCGAGCAGGUUGAUGCAUUCCGCGGCGUCCCGGGCUUCUACUGGGCCAUAUGGGCGCAGAUCCAGGCCCAGAUUUCCUUGAUCGAUUUCGACUACGCGAGCUACGCUGAAGUCCGAUUAGGCGAGUACUGGGCGUGGAAGCGCGAGAUGAAUGGCGAGCGGGCUGCUGCUGGGGAGCAAGUGCCUGUGCGGGAGAGACGGUGGGCGCAGGACCAAUAG